CCGAGUGCCCCGCCAUGAGCUACGCCAUGGAGGCCCUGGGCAACCCCUCGUACCGCCGGGUGACCGAGACCCGGGCCACCUACAGCCGCGCCAGCGCCUCCCCGUCCAGCGGCUUCCGCUCGCAGUCGUGGUCGCGGGGCUCGGGCAGCACCGUCUCCUCCUCCUACAAGCGCCCCAACCUGGGGGCGUCGCGGGCCGCCUACGGCUCCACGGUGCUGAGCUCCGCCGAGAGCCUCGACGUGAGCCAGUCCUCGCUGCUCAACGGCGCCGCGGAGCUGAAGCUGAGCCGCUCCAACGAGAAGGAGCAGCUGCAGGGGCUCAACGACCGCUUCGCGGGGUACAUCGAGAAGGUGCACUACCUGGAGCAGCAGAACAAGGAGAUCGAGGCGGAGCUGGCCGCGCUGCGGCAGAAGCACGCCGGGCGGGCGCAGCUCGGCGACGCCUACGAGCAGGAGCUGCGGGAGCUGCGCGGCGUCCUGGAGCAGGUGAGCCACGAGAAGGCGCAGAUCCAGCUGGACUCGGAGCACAUCGAGGAGGACAUCCAGCGCCUGCGGGAGCGCUUCGAGGAUGAGGCGCGGCUGCGCGACGAGACGGAGGCCACCAUCCGCGCCCUGCGCAAGGACAUGGAGGAGGCCUCGCUCAUGCGGGCCGAGCUGGACAAGAAGGUGCAGUCGCUGCAGGACGAGGUGGCCUUCCUGCGGGGCAACCACGAGGAGGAGGUGGCCGAGCUGCUGGCUCAGCUGCAGGCGUCCCACGCCACCGUGGAGAGGAAGGACUACCUGAAGACCGACCUCACCACGGCGCUGAAGGAGAUCCGCGCCCAGCUGGAGUGCCAGUCCGACCACAACAUGCACCAGGCCGAGGAGUGGUUCAAGUGCCGCUACGCCAAGCUCACGGAGGCGGCCGAGCAGAACAAGGAGGCCAUCCGCUCCGCCAAGGAGGAGAUCGCCGAGUACCGCCGGCAGCUGCAGUCCAAGAGCAUCGAGCUGGAGUCGGUGCGCGGCACCAAGGAGUCCCUGGAGCGGCAGCUCAGCGACAUCGAGGAGCGCCACAACAACGACCUCAGCACCUACCAGGACACGAUUCAUCAGCUGGAAAACGAGCUUAGAGGAACAAAAUGGGAAAUGGCACGUCAUUUGAGGGAAUACCAGGAUCUCCUCAAUGUCAAGAUGGCCCUGGAUAUUGAAAUUGCUGCAUACAGGAAACUACUGGAGGGCGAAGAGACAAGAUUCAGUGCCUUCUCUGGAAGCAUUACUGGACCCAUGUUCACACACAGGCAACCAUCUGUCACAAUAACAAGUAAAAUACAGAAAAAAGCUGAACCACCAAAGCUGAAGGUCCAGCACAAAUUUGUAGAAGAAAUCAUUGAAGAAACAAAAGUAGAGGAUGAAAAGUCUGAAAUGGAAGAUGCCCUAGCAGCUAUUGCGGAAGAAAUAGCAGCAAAGGCCCAGGAGGAAGAAAAGGCAGAAGAGGGAGAAGCUGUAGAGGAAGAAAUUGCUCCAGAGAAGGCUGCUGCAGAACAAGCAGCUGCACCUGAGGAAGAAGAGAAGGAAGAAGCAGCUGAAGAGGAAGAAGCUGCAAAAUCUGAUGAAGCAGAAGAAGGGGGCUCUGAAAAAGAAGAAAUAGAGGAAAAGGAAGAAGGGGAGGCUGAGGAAGAGGGGGAAGAAGCUGAGGCCAAGGGGAAGGGAGAAGCUGAAGAAGUGGAUGCAACUGUAGCAGAAGCAAAAGUAGAGAAGGUCAAAACACCUCCAGCAAAGUCACCACCUAAAUCCCCACCUAAAUCUCCUGUAACAGAGCAGGUCAAGGGAGAUCAGAAAGAACCAGCUGCAGAAGUGGGAAAAGGUGAGAAAGCAGUCAAGGAGGAAGAGAAAGCGGCACCUCUGGAGAAGCCAGCAACACCAAAGGUAGCCUCUCCGGAAAAGCCUGCGUCUCCGGAAAAGCCUGCAACUCCAGAGAAAGCAGCAGCUGUGGAAAAAACAGUGACUCCAGAGAAGCUCCGUUCUCCAGAGAAGCCGGCGACUCCAGAGAAGCCAGUGACUCCAGAAAAGGUUCGUUCUCCAGAGAAGCCAGUGACUCCAGAAAAGGUUCGUUCUCCAGAGAAGCCGGUGGCUCCAGAGAAGCCCCGUUCUCCAGAGAAGCCAGCCUCCCCGGUCAAAGAUGAAAAGCCCGUGGUGGAAGAGACCAUCACUGUCACUAAGGUAACAAAAGUUAGUGCAGAGGUAGAGGCCUCUAAGGGGUCCAGGAAAGAAGACAUUGCUGUAAAUGGUGAGGUAGAGGAGAAAAAGGAAGAGAAGGAGGCUGAGGAGGAAGAUAAGGGAGUUGUCACCAAUGGCCUAGACGUGAGCCCAACUGAUGAUAAGGGUGAAAAAGUUGUAGUAACCAAAAAAGCGGAGAAAAUCACUAGUGAAGGUGCGGACAGUACAACCACAUAUAUCACAAAGUCCGUGACAGUCACUCAGAAGGUAGAGGAACAUGAAGAAAGCUUUGAGGAGAAACUAGUGUCCACCAAGAAAGUGGAGAAAGUUACUUCACAUGCUGUAGUAAAGGAGAUCAAAGAGAGUGAAUAAAACAAAUAAUAGCAAAAUAAAAUUAAAGAGCUUGGGUCGGUGCAAAAGGUUAAGCCAUACGACAGCUGCAAAAUGCAUGUGAGUGACGGCUUUAAAGCAGAACGGGUUCUCUCAUGGAGGCUCCAAACACACAGUAUUUUACUUUUUUGUGCAAUAUAGGGGAGGGGGGGGGAAUGCAUGCAGGCUCAAGAUGUACUCCCUCCACAGAGCUUGGGGAACUAAAAAUAAUAAUAAUAAUAGUGCAUGAGAUGAAAUGUGCAAAGGAAGCUUUUGAAUUUCCUGAGCUGUUGGAGGGACAUAUCUGAGGAACGACUUAAGAUGUAUUAUGCAAAGAACCAACUGAGCCAAAAACAAACAGAAAACAGUAAUAGUAAUAUUCAUGAGAAAAACAACUCUCCUAGCCUUAAAGCUACUUAUAAAUAAUUAUGUUUACCUCACUGGUGCAAUUAGGGUGGACUUUUGCUCAUGGGAGAACCUAGUUGACAUGCACAGUACGCAACCUUUUGUUGUUUGAUGUAAAACCGUCACAGCAGUUCUUG
Molecule: messenger RNA, 3106 nt
Organism: Rhea pennata
Lineage: Eukaryota; Metazoa; Chordata; Aves; Rheiformes; Rheidae
Gene: NEFM
Product: neurofilament medium chain
Exons: 3
Coding region: 15-2567 (850 amino acids)
Biological process (GO): neurofilament bundle assembly
Cellular component (GO): postsynaptic intermediate filament cytoskeleton; axon; cytoplasm
Molecular function (GO): structural constituent of cytoskeleton
Source: RefSeq, a predicted model, not a curated record